AUGAAUGAUAUCAAUAAUAACAAUGUAAAUAACAAUAACAAUAAAAAUCAUAUAAAUUAUAAUAUUGAUGUAAUAAGAUCAAAUUUUAUAAUAUUGAAAUCAUUAGCUGAAUCAAUUAAACCUUCUUUUGGUCCAAAUGGGAUUUCAAAAAUAAUAGUUGACGAUAAAUCAAAAUCUUAUCUAUUAUAUGGUGGAGUUUCAACAUCUCUACUAUUAUCUUCUUCAUUAAUGGAGAAUGCAUUGAAUCUAUUAUAUAAAGGAUUGGAUUUAAAUUCAAUUAUAAGUGGUUAUAAAAUUAGUUUAAAUUAUUCCCUAAAAUAUCUAAAUGAAAUGAAAUCUAUUAAAUUAGAUAUUAAAUUAAAUGAAGAUAAUAAUUUAAAUAAAGAUAAUUUAUUAAAUAUAUUUAAUAUUAUAGUUCAAGAAAAAGGAACAGAAUUAAAUAAUAAUGACUACUUAGUUUUAAAAGAUAUAUUAUCAGAUUCAUUAAUUUCACAAAAUCAUUCAAAGAAAUCAAUUGAAACUAAAUUGAAUAAUAUAAACAUUUCAAUUGAUCAAAUUUAUCAAUAUAGUGAUUUUGAAAUUAACAACAAUGAAACAUUAUCAAAAUUUGGUUUUAAAAAUUAUACAAAUAAUCAAAUAUCAACAACAACAACAUCAAAAAUUUUAUUAAUUGAAAAUGGUCUAAUAGUUGAUAAAAAUUAUUGUUGUAGUUAUUUAAAUGAAAUUAAAGAAGAGGGGAAUAAUAUUAAUAUAUUAUUUUUAGAUUGUUCAUUAUCAAGAGACCAAUCAAAUAUGCAAAUUCAAGUUGAAUUAGAUUCACCUGAAAAAUUAUUAAAUUGGAAAAUUGAUGAAGAGAAUUAUUUUAAACAAUUAAUUACAACAAUUAUAAAUGAAUUACAUGUAAAUACAAUAAUAUGUACUGGUGAUAUUGAUCCAUUAGCACUUCAUUAUAUUGAUCAAUUUAAAAUUUUAGCAUUUAAAUUUGUACCAUAUUUAAUAUUUAAAAAAUUAUCAUUAUCAACUGAAAUAAUUUAUCAUUUAAAUUUAGAUUCAAUUUUACAAAAUAAAAAUAAAAUAGUUUCAAAACAUUAUGAAAAAAUAAUAUUAAAUCCAUUACAAACUAUACUUUGUGAAAGUAGAAAUUAUUAUUUUAAAUUAAAUCCACAACAACAACAACAACAACAACAACAACAACAACAACAACAACAACAACAACAACAACAACAACAACAACAACAACAACAACAACAACAACAACAACAACAACAACAACAACAACAACAACAAAAUAAUAACAAUAGAGAUGAUGCUGAAAUAGAAAUACAAAAAACAAUUAUAAUAUUAUCAGAAACAUAUUUUCAAUCUCAAGAAUUAAAAAGAUAUUGUCAAGAUCUUUUAAUGGGUUUAAAAUUAUUAAAUAAUAAUAAUAAUAAUACAUUAAAUUUUAAUGAAAAUGAAAAUGAAAAUAAAGAAAUUUCAAAUAAAUAUUACAUUUUAGGUGGUGGAGAAGUUGAAAAGGUAAUUGUAAAAAGUUUAUUAGAUAUGUCACAACAAGAAUCUUCAAUUUUAAAAUACAGUAUUGAAUCUUUUUCAAAUUCAUUUCAAUCAUUAUUGUGUAUUUUAAAACUUGCCAAACCAACAGAAUUAUCACAAAAACAAUUAAUCUCACCUAUAAUAUAUGACAAUUAUUUUUUAAAAAAAAAACAAAUUAUUGAUUCAACAAAUUUGGUUCUUACUUUACUCAAAGUAGAUUAA
Molecule: messenger RNA, 1755 nt
Organism: Dictyostelium discoideum AX4
Lineage: Eukaryota; Evosea; Eumycetozoa; Dictyosteliales; Dictyosteliaceae
Exons: 4
Coding region: 1-1755 (584 amino acids)
Molecular function (GO): ATP binding; ATP-dependent protein folding chaperone
Source: RefSeq, a predicted model, not a curated record